UUAUAGACUCAUGUAUUGGAGCUUCGAUCGCCAACGGACGAUUCAUCGACUUCGCCAGAGAUGGCUUCUACUAUGGAAGGCUUUGUCUUUCGAUGGACGGAUGAUCAAGGUCGCACGUUGAAACAUCGUCAACACGUCUAUGUUCUUAUGGAAGCUCACUACAUGUUCCUGAUUGACGCUUCGAAAGCCAUUCUCCCCUCUGAACAAAUCCCUAGUGUCUCCAAUAAAUCAUUCAAUUGGCUCACGUCAGCAUCGACCCUUUUACGCAUCGACCGCCACUGGCGACGCAAAGCAUUUGCCUCCACGCCAGCCUUUGAAGAUCAAAAGUCACUGAGUAAGGAAGAAUUGGAAAAGGAUGUACAACGCAGAAUGAAGCAGAUAGCAUUGGCGUACGGCGUGAUAGAUCUCAGCGUCAUGAAGGAUGUACGGUUCGGAACGGACAGUGAUCUAGACGCCCAGGGAAACAAGUGUUUUCAGAUUGAUGUCGAGAAGCGCCUGCUUCAAUUUGAAGCUCCCUCGGCGCAGGCCAUGUUUUCAUGGGUGAUGAAGAUCCGACGCAUGCAUCAACACAGCAAACGAAUGCAACGACAAACUUUUAUGAUGACCAAUUAUCUGUCCGAGACGGAUCAGAAAAAAAGUAUUUUGUAUUCUGGGAUGCUGUAUAUAAAGCGUCAUCAUUACGGCACCUUCAAACAAUGGCUGUGCAUAUUGACACGGGAUAAACAAUUACUGUUGUUUCGAAGACAUCAACGACGGAGAUGGACCCAAGAAGCGAUCUAUUUGGGUGCGUACAGCAAGCAACAGAGGUUACUGCUCGCUGAUGCAUACACAUUCCAUGCGGCCGAAGAAGAACACACCAAUGACAUUGAAUGUCCGCCCCGCGUAUUCCACGAUUUAUCGACGGGAAGGGAAACCAAUGACAGUUGCGUGUUUGUGAUUUGGCAAGGUGCCAAGCGUCGAUAUGUGGUUCAAUGGCGAGAAUAUCUGAAUCUGCUAAAACUCGGCCAUCAUCUCGGCCGACGAGGCCACAUCUGGAUUUGUCUAGCCCGCACUCGUGAAGAACGAAAUGCAUGGAUUUGGGCAAUCCAUUGCUCCCAAGACAUACGUUAAUCUCUCUCUCUCCCUGUCUCUCUGUUCUUUUUUUCUCUACACCACCAUCCUUUCAUUUGUAUACCUUGCUAUUUACCGUAUGCUCUUUUUUUUUUCCAUCUUUGCCCUCAAUCAACCAAUCAAUCA
Radiomyces spectabilis is the source of this 1236-nucleotide messenger RNA. RefSeq lists its product as uncharacterized. Bases 61 to 1110 code for a protein of 349 amino acids. Lineage: Eukaryota; Fungi; Mucoromycota; Mucoromycetes; Mucorales; Radiomycetaceae. The record is from RefSeq and is a predicted model, not a curated record. Gene Ontology annotation, biological process: ascospore-type prospore membrane formation; protein localization to prospore membrane. The transcript has 3 exons. Gene Ontology annotation, cellular component: prospore membrane.